Messenger RNA from Gigantopelta aegis, 1324 nucleotides. RefSeq names its product calmodulin-like. Lineage: Eukaryota; Metazoa; Mollusca; Gastropoda; Neomphalida; Peltospiridae. The transcript has 9 exons. The record is from RefSeq and is a predicted model, not a curated record. Gene Ontology annotation, molecular function: enzyme regulator activity; calcium ion binding. Bases 100 to 984 code for a protein of 294 amino acids.
UUUAAACCAGAUUAGAUUAAAUGAUAUUUUGAAAAUAGUGUGUCACCGAUGAAACGAUCGCACGGAUCUUAGCUUCAACGUAUCUCAGAUUAAUAUACAAUGAGUCAGUUCACCGAGGAACAAAUAUCCGAGUUUAAAGAGGCCUUCAGCCUGUUUGACAAAGAUGGCGACGGCAAAAUCACGACUCGAGAGUUGGGAACCGUGAUCAGAUCGCUGGGCGGAACCGUCACCGACACAGAACUUCUUCAGAUGGUGGCAGAAGUGGAUUCCAACCAAAAUGGAGUUAUUGAUUUCCCUGAAUUCUUGACAAUGAUGGCAAAAACGAAAAAAAACCAGGACUCCGAGGAGGAACUUCUGGAUGCAUUCCAGGUGUUUGACAAAGAUCAAAAUGGUUACAUCAGCGCCGCGGAACUACGUCACGUGAUGACAAACCUGGGCGAGAAACUGACAGAAGAGGAAGUAGAUGAAAUGAUUAGUGAGGCGGACAGAGAUGGAGAUGGACAAAUUAACUAUAGAGAAUUUGUGAGAAUGAUGGUAGACCAACUGACUGAAGAUCAAAUAAAUGACAUCAAGGAAGCAUUCAGUUUGUUUGACAAGGACGGAAGCGGCGCCAUCAGCACCACUGAGCUGGGCACCGUAAUGAGGUCACUGGGUCAGACGCCGACACAGGCGGAACUACGCGACAUGAUCAACGAGGUGGACGUCGACGGUAAUGGUAGUAUCGAGUUUAACGAGUUCCUCACGAUGGUGUCGCGGAAGAUGGCGGACUGCAUGGACACGGAGGAGGAGAUGCGUAAAGCCUUCAAGGUGUUCGACAAGGACGGAAGCGGAUCCAUCAGCGCCGCAGAGCUCCGCUUCGUCAUGAGCAACCUGGGCGAGAAACUUACCGACGAGGAGGUCGAGGAGAUGGUCAGAGAGGCCGACAACGACGGCAACGGCGAGAUCGACUACGAAGAAUUUGUUGCGAUGAUGACUAGAAAGUGAUCUCCAGUUUAAACCAGUGGAUUAUAUCAGAGAUAAAAAGACAAGUUACCAGAUGCCAGUCACUUAGACAUUUUCUGAAGAAAAGACGUAACCUGCUGACUACACAUUAAAUCACAAUCGUAUUCAAAGUUGUCUGAGGAAUAUUUGAACAAAAUUGUGAUGUAAUUACAUUUACCUGUCAUCUUCUUACCAGAUACAACAUACAAAUCGACUUCACCGUGGCAUGAAUUACUGGCAUAAAUAACUCAGGACAGUUGUGUAAUAUAUAUAUGCAUUCGUGCAGGUGAAAGCAUUUUACAGUUAAAUGUCUUUGGAAUGUACGCGUCCAUACAGAUGUUAA